UUCUUUUACCUGAUACUUCUUCCUUAUUCCGAAUUGUCCCUGUUCAUUCUUUGGAGUAAAUGGGGUGUCAGAAAAUGGGUCACUUUUUAUUAGAGAAUUAAACUCGAUUUAAGUUGGUGUCUAAAUUUUCACGUGAAUGUUUACUUCUCACAUUUUAGAUUUUUUUCGAUGUUUCUUCCUCUUUUAGUAUAUGAUUUGUGGUUCCUUCCUUGAUGGGUAAUAUCAAGCUGAAGAAGGAAAGCUGAUAACCAAAAAUCUUCUAACUUAAUAUAUGCUUAUUCAUUUUUGUUUUUCUCCUUCUCUUCUUUCUGAACGUUUUCUCUUAUUAAUACCACAAGUGGAAACAACUGUAGUUGGAUUCAUACGCUGGAUCUGAAAAAGCAUGAGAAAAGGAGAGAAAUAAAAUGGGUAUAAAAGGGAAGUAUUUUCUCUGUUAUAGUUCCGUCUUGUAUAAUCUUUCUUCCUACUGUUACAAGUUUGUAGUGUGUGAACUCUCAGUGGAGUUUGUCCUUUUGCGCCGCACUGAGGAGGGAGAUUAAAGAAAAAAAAAGGACUUUUAUUCGCUUUACUCCUUUAUACUAAGGUAAAAGGGUAAAGGAACGGAGUUUGUUAAUGCUCAACUUAAUCAUUUCCUCAUGGUAUUUGUCGAGCACUACAUGUAGUUCUAGAAAGGAUGACUAUGUUCAGUGUUCUGCCAUGUCAGAGUAUGAUUUGGCAGCAGAGGGAGAUCUGUUCAAAGCUCCUGAACCUAUUAUUGAAGAGCCAAUCAUGGACCUGGAUCCCAUGACAGCUGCUAUCUCAAUGAUAUCUUGUGGGGAAGAUGUCUCCUCUCAGGGACUAAAAUCCACUGAUAUUGAUAUUCUUCAAAAUGAUCAAUUUCUGAGUGAGGUAUUCUAUGAAUGCAAGAAGGAUCUGUUAGAAAAGGCAGCAAUAGAGUCACCACUCUCUGAGAUUCUGGAAAUCAAGGUUCCUCUUCUGAACAUUGAUGAAAACUCAAUUCAAGAAAACAAGCCACUUUCUGACAUGCAGUUAGGAAAGAGUGUCAGUUCAGGAAGUUUAAGCUCAAUGGAUUGGAUUCGUGGAGCUGCAAUGAAGCCUGCUUUCAUUGAUAUCCCUGCAAUGGAUUUCAAUGCAGUUUAUGGCAUGCGAAGAUCAUUUAGUGAAGGAGAUAUAAAGACUCUCGGUAACGGAAACAUGAACAUUGUCCAAUCACCCCUUGAGAGGCCCUUUCUCAUCAGCAACUGCACCAGUGAGGAACGCUUCCAAAAGCUCUCCAGGUACAGGAAUAAGAGGACAAAGAGGAACUUUGGGAGGAAAAUCAAGUAUGCAUGCAGGAAGGCUCUUGCUGACAGUCAACCAAGAAUCCGUGGAAGAUUUGCAAGAAGUGAAGAAUGUGAGAGCAAGAGGGAAUGAAUGACUUAAUAACUGAUAUAGUAGUAGGAAGAAGGUAGAGUGAAGUAGCUAUAUCUGAUCAAACUGAGCAGUAGUAAUUAUGUGAUUAGAGCCUAUGUGGAGUCUCUGUAUGUUUGAGCAGAUAUUUGCAGAAUAAACCAGACCCCAAACUUCUUAGGGUAGUUCAUCUCUUUAUCUAUUGUAUCAUCGUCUCUAUAGACGGGAAUUACCUUCCACAUAUGUAAAUAGGUUUGUUCAAUAAUGGAAAGAUAAAGAAAA
Vigna umbellata (rice bean) is the source of this 1671-nucleotide messenger RNA. Its product is annotated as CCT motif family protein. Gene Ontology annotation, cellular component: nucleus. Lineage: Eukaryota; Viridiplantae; Streptophyta; Magnoliopsida; Fabales; Fabaceae. Gene Ontology annotation, biological process: regulation of flower development. Gene Ontology annotation, molecular function: protein binding; DNA-binding transcription factor activity. The record is from RefSeq and is a predicted model, not a curated record.